AUGCCUUGGGAUUUGAUACCUCUGAACAACGGAACGAGCAUUCCAAGUAUCGCAUAUGGAACCUGGACCCUAGGAGGCGGACAAUGGGCCGUUGACAGCGUUGACCAGGCGAUUUCUGUGGGGUUCAAUCACAUAGACACCGCCCAGUCCUACCGCAACGAGCACGAGGCGGGGAUUGCUAUCCAGGAGUCCGGUCUAUCUCGCUCAGAGCUGUUCAUUACGACGAAGUACUCUGGACUCAAUGGCCUCGAUAUUCCGACGUCUAUUCGGAACAGCAUUCAGAACCUUGGCGUUGAAUACGUCGACCUCUAUCUGAUCCACAGCCCCCGUCUGGCCGUACCCGAUAUCCCCACUGUUUGGUCGCAGAUGGAACAAGUGCAGAACGAUGGACUCGCCAAGAGUAUUGGCGUUAGCAACUUCAACGUUCCACAGCUCGAGACGCUGCUUGCGUCUGCCAAAAUCAAACCGGUUGCCAAUCAGAUCCUGUUCCACCCCUACGUCCUCUCAAGUCAGAUGCCAAUUGUGGAAUUUGGCAAUCAGCACGGCAUUGUCAGCGAGGCAUACAGUGUGCUGAUUCCCCUCACCCGCCAGCCUGGUGGCCCAGUGGAUGCCCCCGUUCAGGUCAUCGCAGACCGCCUGAAUGCAAAGCCAGAGCAAGUGCUCCUGGCGUGGGCAAAGGCAAAGGGAGUUGUAGUUGUGACAUCAAGCACUAAGAAAGAGCGACUUGAUGGAUACCUCCAGGCGGGAGACUUCGAGCUUACUGAUGAAGACAUUGCGUCCAUCGACACUGCUGGGAUACUCGGGGCCCGAAGGCUGUCUGCACGUACCUUCCUACGCCGCGCGGCCAUUGCUGCUCUUGUGGGAGCUGCGCUUCUUGGCGCAUGCAGCUAUAUGGGCGUUAACAUCAUUUGA
Molecule: messenger RNA, 912 nt
Organism: Postia placenta MAD-698-R-SB12
Lineage: Eukaryota; Fungi; Basidiomycota; Agaricomycetes; Polyporales; Adustoporiaceae
Exons: 9
Coding region: 1-912 (303 amino acids)
Cellular component (GO): cytosol
Molecular function (GO): aldose reductase (NADPH) activity; oxidoreductase activity, acting on NAD(P)H as acceptor
Source: RefSeq, a predicted model, not a curated record